AUGGAUCAUUCGGAGAAGAAAAUAUCCAACGACGACUCUGAUAUUUGUCGUCAAGCUCUCAUUCCCAAUGCAGUCUCGUUCCUGAUCAUUUCACCAGAAUUACCUGAUAAUUUCGUCUACAAAUCUUGUUUAAUUAAAUCCUUUUCAAAGAUUCCGACGAAGAUUCUAAACCCUAAUAAAACCCAGAGCGACAAACACACGUACGCGCGGCAGGAAACAAACCGGAUGCUCAUGGCGCCUUUCGAGCUCAAUUCCACAAUCCAUUUUGUAGCUUCAUCGGACUCCCGCACGAUCGACGUCUACGAGCUGACGACGUCAAAAGAUUCACCACCGUCGGCAGUCAAAGCCACCGACUGGAAGAUCGUGGCCAACGUCACGGUCACUAGCCACCACCAGCAGGAGGGGGAUGGAUACGUCACGGCCUUAAAACUGUUCGACGAGGUGAUCACCGGCCGUGACCUGAGGAAUCUGGCCGAAGACCUCUCCCGGUUUCAUUUCUACGUCAACCCGCUCGGCAACACCUUCAUUCACGUGUCCGCCGGCGGCGGGGAAUUCAUCCACCCAGCCUUCGGAGUCCAGUUUUUCAGAUUGAACGACACCUUCAACUGGUCCCAAUACGGCGCUUUUAAUCCCCCGCCGGCGGAGGCCAAACUAUGGCACACCCGCCACGGCUUCAGCGAGGGCGACGCUGUGGUAGAUUACAAGAAGCAGCUGAAGGCAAAGGACGAGAAGUUGGUGGAACUGAAGACGGAACUGAGAUCCAAAACCGCAGAUCUGGAAUCGGAAAAGAGAGAGCUGGACAAGUACCGCAAGUGGUGCUCCGAUUUCAGGUACCGGUACCGCGACACGAUCUCGGCAUCCGAGGCGGCGGCGAAGAUCCGGCGGCGGAGGGUGAAGGUAGCGAGGUCGACGUUCGUGUCCCUGUCGCCGCCGGUGGUGCCGAAUAGUCCCGUGCGGUGUCGGGUGCCGUCGUUUAAGGAGGAGGCGAUCGAUGCGUUUUGGCUGCUGGACGAGGAUUGCGGCGGGUUUCCUCCUCCGCCGGCGGUGCAGGUGUGGACGGCGGACGGGAAGUUUGACGCGGAGAAUUGGUGGUGUAUUAAGGCGAAUCGGAGGGUGCAAGGUGGUGGGGAGACGACGAUGCUGGUGUAUUACGACGGCAAGUUUGAUUAUGCGGAGUUUUAUAAUCCGAUGACUUCCCGGCGGGAGAGGGUUCCGGUGCCGUACAAGGUGAUGGGGGAAUGUUGGGGGCUAAUAGGAAUUUUAGCAUCGGGUACUUCUCGUUUACCUGGGAGGUUAGGGUUGUGUUCAUUUACCGCUGGUAAAUAA
Molecule: messenger RNA, 1326 nt
Organism: Linum tenue
Lineage: Eukaryota; Viridiplantae; Streptophyta; Magnoliopsida; Malpighiales; Linaceae
Source: the annotation of a GenBank genome assembly